Molecule: messenger RNA, 1751 nt
Organism: Corylus avellana
Lineage: Eukaryota; Viridiplantae; Streptophyta; Magnoliopsida; Fagales; Betulaceae
Product: tropinone reductase homolog At5g06060
Molecular function (GO): oxidoreductase activity
Source: RefSeq, a predicted model, not a curated record
AUAUGUUGACAGAACAGAUCCCAUGUGCUUACAAAAGACAAGAAAACUAAAUUAAUUUGCAUUUCAUCUUUAUCUACCUACCACCUGCAGCCGGUGGGCAGUCCAGUAUUACUCUAUAAUAUAACCCAUCUGGUAAACUUUGGUGGCAGACAGUUGUAGGAGACUAGCAGGAGAAAUGGCACAAAACAGUAGAUGGUCUCUUGAGGGAAAGACAGCUCUUGUCACCGGUGGAACCAAAGGAAUCGGGUAUGCUAUUGUGGAGGAAUUGGCAGGGCUUGGGGCCGCCGUGCACACGUGCUCCCGGAAUGAAGCUGAUCUGAAUAAGUGCUUGCAAGAGUGGGAGGCGAAGGGCUUCCGAGUCACUGGUUCCGUCAGUGACCUUUUUUCUCGGCCGCAACGGGAGGAGCUUAUAAACAAAGUUUCGGGUCAAUUUCACGGCAAACUCGAUAUCCUUAUAAACAAUGUGGGAACCAACUUUAUGAAACCAACUGUUGAGUACUCAGCUGAAGAUUUCUCCUUCAUCCUGGGCACCAAUCUUGAAUCUGCUUACCACCUGUCCCAACUUGUACAUCCUCUUCUGAAAGAAUCAGGGGCAGGAAGCAUCAUUUUCAUUUCUUCUACUGCUGGAUCUGUGGCAACGGGAAGUGGCUCUAUUUAUGAAGCAAGUAAAGGAGCAAUAAACCAACUUACUAGAAGUUUGGCAUGUGAGUGGGCAAAGGACAAUAUUAGGACUAAUUGCGUCUCACCCUGGUGGAUCAGAACUCCCCUGCUUGAAUUUGUUUUUGCAAAUGAAUUUCUUGUGAAAACUUUAAUUUCACAAAGUCCUCUUGGACGGUGUGGUGAGCCGAAGGAGGUGUCAUCGAUGGUUGCAUUCCUCUGCCUACCGGCAUCCUCUUACAUAACCGGACAGACAAUUAGUGUUGAUGAUGGUAGAUGGUCUCUUGAGGGGAAGACAGCUCUUGUUACCGGUGGAACCAAAGGAAUCGGGCAUGCUAUUGUGGAGGAAUUAGCAGGGCUUGGGGCGACGGUGCAUACAUGCUCUCGAAAUGAAGCCGAUUUGAACAAGUGCUUGAGCGAGUGGGAGGCGAAGGGCUUUCGAGUCACUGGUUCAGUCUGUGACCUUGUAUCUCGGCCCCAACGGGAGGAGCUUAUAAACAAAGUUUCCGGUCAAUUUCACGACAAACUCGAUAUCCUUAUAAACAAUGUGGGAACCAACAAAAGGAAACCAACCAUUGAGACGACAGCCGAAGAUUUCUCAUUUGUCAUGGCUACCAACUUUGAUGCUGCUUAUCACCUUUGUCAACUCGCACAUCCUCUUCUGAAAGCAUCAGGAGCCGGAAGCAUCGUUUUCAUUUCUUCUGUUGGUGGAUUGCAGUCAAUAUUUUGUGGAUCUGUUUAUGAAGCAAGUAAAGGAGCCAUAAACCAACUUACUAGGAGUUUGGCGUGUGAGUGGGCACGAGACAAUAUCAGGGUCAAUUGCGCUGCACCUUGGGCGACAAGAACUCCUUUAAUCGAAGAUGAACUUAAAGGCGUACUUUUGGAUACUAUAAAUGCACGGACUCCUCUGGGACGACCUGGAGAGGCAGAGGAGAUGUCAUCCUUGGCGGCUUUUCUCUGUCUGCCUGCCGCUUCUUACAUAACAGGGCAGACAAUCGCUAUAGAUGGAGGGAUCACUGCGAAUGGAUUCUCAAUGUAAUGAUGACAAAUAACAACAUGUAAUAAAGCAAAGCUCAGAUGCAUUUCCAGUUCCA